AUGAAGCAGCAGCAAUUGGACAAAGAUGGGCUUGCAAGCAGCUAUUUAUUGCUCACUGCACUCAUUCCGCUCUCCACUUACCUUCUUUACUCACUUCUCAAGAGAGCACCGGUCUUCAAAUGUGCAUGUAAAAACUGCAUUUCAAAAAAGCCCAAAAGAAACCUUCCAAAGACCAUGUCCACUGCCGUCGUGUGUCUAAUCGUUGCUUAUUUGUGCAAAAAUGUUUUGACCAUUAAAAUCAACAAAAAAACAGCGGAUUUUGAUCCAUUUCAGGUUUUGAAUGUAACUCCUGAAAGCUCUUUUGAGGAAAUUAAGAAAAACUACAGGAAAAUGUUGAAAGUAUUCAACAAAAGGCUAAACAAGAAAAAUUUCAAAGAGGAAGCCACUGAGGGAAUUAAAAAUCUAAACAAGGCGUUUGCAAUACUCAAGGAUCCAGAGUCUCUCAACAACUGGAUCUCAAAUGGCCCAUCAAAGGAGUUGCUGAUUGCUAUUCCUUCUUUCAUUCUAAACUUUAGCUCGUCUUUUUUAAUAUUUUAUAUUAUUUUGAUUGCUGUCGCUGUUCCGGUCUAUUUUCUAUUGAGGCACUUUGCUUUCAAAAAAAUAAGCUUUUCUGGGUCUGAGUAUGUCUCAAAUGAAAGAUUUUAUGAGGACAUUUGCAACUUUUCUGAGAUUCCAUCAAUUAUUCUCCACCAGUGCAUUUUCAUUAUGGGAAAGUCUGUUGAAUUCGCAUCUAAAAAAUGGAACAGAAGAUUACCUAAAGACUGUGUUAGAAUAUUAGAAAUGGAUUAUGCUAUACCUGUUAUGGAUGAUGAAGAAGGCUACCAUAGAAUUCUGAUGUAUUUGGCUAGACGUAUUGAAGAUUCUGACGAUAGAGAGUACAUUAGAUCGAGAAGCUCAAUGUUAAUAGAAUCAUUUAAGAGAAUAGCAUCUUCCAAAGGAAAGACUAAAGUUUUUGAAGCACUGCUGAUCAUAGAAAAGAUGGUAAACCAGGCCAUAUUUAGCGCAGAAUACUACCAGCUUCAGUAUCCUGGAAUUCAGUUUGAGCAGGCAAGCCAGGUUGUAUUUUCAAACGAACCUACUAAAAAGACAUUACAUGCCGACGAGAAGAUCAUAAACAGAUUUCUUGGUGGUAGAGAGCUAAAAAUAGCCCUGAAUGUGUUGAAUAAUAUUCCAACUAUAACAAUUUCUGAGCUCAAGGCCUUUACAAUCGACACGGCUGUUGAAAACUGUGAUUUUGGCCAGGAGGAAGCUCAAGUUAUCAAGAAAGAGGGUGAUUUCUUUGUAAUACCAAAAGACUCCCAGGCUUACAUUCGGUUUAAACUGAUCUCUCCAAGACUAGUACCGAUAUGCCAUACCCCAUUUUCACAGGGUAUUGUCUUCAAUAAAUGGACAGUAUAUUUGAAGAUUAACGAUCGUCUAGAGGGGGAUGUCUUCUUUUUAGAUGCAUUUGAGGGAGUAAAGAAAAUCAAGAUGAGCAUACCAUGCAGCAAUGGAAAGCAAAAUGUAAAAGUACAUGUGGUAUCCAACGGAUACUUUUCUAAUGAUUGCUCUUCUGCAUUGACAAUUAAAUCUAGCUAG
This is a messenger RNA of Vittaforma corneae ATCC 50505, 1578 nucleotides long. RefSeq lists its product as uncharacterized. Gene Ontology annotation, molecular function: transmembrane protein transporter activity; RNA binding. Gene Ontology annotation, biological process: SRP-dependent cotranslational protein targeting to membrane; post-translational protein targeting to endoplasmic reticulum membrane. The record is from RefSeq and is a predicted model, not a curated record. Gene Ontology annotation, cellular component: Sec62/Sec63 complex. NCBI's taxonomy places the organism in Eukaryota, Fungi, Microsporidia, Nosematidae. The transcript has a single exon. The coding region runs from base 1 to 1578 and encodes 525 amino acids.